CCGUUGUUGAGAGAGGUUUACUAGUUCAAUUGUUUAUUCCCUUUUCUAAUCUAAAAUCUAAAAUAGAUAAAGCAGGUAAUAUAGUCCGUAUUUGAUUUGACUGGACGGAGUUUGAAUACUCACCAGAUCUUCAUCAUCAUCAUCAAAUCGUAGAAGAAGGAAUGGAGAAUUUAAUAAAUCUGGUGAACAAAUUACAGAGGGCAUGUACAGCACUUGGCGAUUUCGGUGAAGGUUCUUCUCUUCCUACGCUUUGGGAUGCCCUUCCCACCAUCGCCGUCGUCGGCGGUCAGAGCUCUGGAAAGUCAUCUGUGCUGGAGAGCGUUGUUGGCAAGGAUUUUUUGCCUCGUGGAUCUGGUAUUGUUACUCGUCGCCCUCUUGUUCUACAGCUUCACAGAAUUGAUGAAGGUAGAGAAUAUGCCGAGUUUGCUCACCAGCCCAGAAAGAGAUUUACUGAUUUCGCUGCUGUUCGCAAAGAAAUUGCUGAUGAAACUGAUCGCGAGACUGGUCGCACCAAACAGAUUUCAUCUGUUCCCAUUUAUCUCAGCAUUUAUUCUCCUAAUGUUGUGAACUUGACCCUGAUCGAUCUUCCUGGUCUGACAAAAGUAGCUGUUGAGGGUCAAUCUGAGAGCAUUGUGCAAGACAUUGAAAACAUGGUGCGGUCCUACAUUGAGAAGCCUAAUUGCAUUAUUCUGGCAGUUUCUCCUGCCAACCAGGAUCUUGCUACAUCUGAUGCUAUCAAAAUUGCUCGGGAGGUAGAUCCACAAGGUGAGAGGACUUUUGGGGUUUUGACGAAGAUUGAUCUUAUGGACAAGGGUACUGAUGCAGUUGAUAUGCUGGAAGGGAAAUCAUAUAAGCUGAAGUUUCCUUGGAUUGGCGUUGUGAACCGCUCUCAAGCUGAUAUUAACAAAAGUGUUGACAUGAUUGCUGCUCGGAGGAGGGAGCGGGAGUACUUUGCCAACACUCCAGAGUACAAGCAUCUUGCUAGCAAAAUGGGCUCGGAGCAUCUAGGGAAAGUGCUAUCCAAGCAUCUGGAAACAGUCAUUAAGUCGCGGAUUCCGGGUCUUCAAUCUCUCAUCAACAAAACAAUUAUUGAACUUGAAACAGAGUUGAGUCGUCUUGGGAAGCCCAUUGCUACUGAUGCCGGAGGAAAGUUGUACAUGAUUAUGGAAAUAUGUCGCGCGUUUGAUCAAACGUUCAAAGAACAUCUUGAUGGCAUACGUCCAGGUGGUGACAAAGUGUAUAGCAUCUUUGAUAAUCAACUUCCUGCUGCCUUGAAACGUUUGCAAUUUGACAAGCAACUUUCGAUGGAUAAUGUGAGAAAACUAAUUACAGAAGCUGAUGGAUAUCAGCCUCAUUUAAUAGCCCCUGAACAAGGAUAUCGACGUCUUAUUGAAUCUACCUUAAUUACUAUCAAAGGUCCUGCUGAAGCAGCUGUAGAUGCGGUUCAUGGUAUACUGAAGGAUCUGGUACACAAGUCGAUUAAUGAGACUGCGGAGUUGAAGCAAUACCCUUCCCUCAGAGCUGAAGUAAUGAACGCAGCUUGUGACUCAUUAGAUAAGAUGAGAACUGAAAGCAAGAGAGCCACUAUACAGCUAGUUGACAUGGAAUGCAGUUAUUUGACUGUUGAUUUUUUCCGGAAGCUUCCCCAAGAUAUUGAAAAGGGUGGAAAUCCGACACACUCGAUUUUCGAUAGAUAUAAUGAUUCUUAUCUUCGUCGAAUUGGAUCAAAUGUGCUAUCUUAUAUCCAUAUGGUGGUUGGAACUCUAAGACAUUCCAUCCCAAAAUCUGUUGUUUUUUGUCAAGUUCGUGAGGCUAAACGUAGCCUACUUGACCAUUUCUUCACUGAGUUGGGUGCAAAGGAGGGAAAGCAGUUGGCUAAAUUGUUGGACGAGGAUCCAGCAAUAAUGCAGAGGCGCAUGGACUUGGCCAAGAGACUGGAACUGUAUAAAUCGGCCCAAACUGAGGUUGAUGCAGUUGCGUGGGCCAAGUAGACUCUCUGUUAUCUCACUGCGUCCCUUGUCACAUGGAUGCGUCCCUUGUCACAUGGAAAUUGGAACAGUAUAUUGUUUGGCCUGCAAGUUUAGGAUAAGUGCUUGCUUCUCCCCAUAUCCACCUGUUGUACCUGUUGUCUUUGUUUUUGUAGUGAGAACCUUUCUGGUAGUCGGUACGCAUGUUAAUAAUAGUAUUAUUUUAUGUCACCCAGACGGUUGUGGUCUGUUUUUGCCUUUUGUUUUCAUGUUAUGUUUUAGUUAUCAAUAUGUUUUUGUGGAUUAUGAUUAACAUACAACAAUUUGUUAUAUUCUUGAAUUGUAUGUGUAUUUUGUUAGAUUCCA
Erigeron canadensis is the source of this 2333-nucleotide messenger RNA. Its product is annotated as phragmoplastin DRP1A. Gene Ontology annotation, molecular function: GTP binding; GTPase activity; microtubule binding. Gene Ontology annotation, cellular component: membrane; microtubule; cytoplasm. The coding region runs from base 162 to 1991 and encodes 609 amino acids. The record is from RefSeq and is a predicted model, not a curated record. NCBI's taxonomy places the organism in Eukaryota, Viridiplantae, Streptophyta, Magnoliopsida, Asterales, Asteraceae. The transcript has 16 exons.